Nerophis ophidion (straightnose pipefish) is the source of this 3611-nucleotide messenger RNA. RefSeq lists its product as uncharacterized. The coding region runs from base 53 to 3376 and encodes 1107 amino acids. The transcript has 2 exons. Gene Ontology annotation, biological process: DNA replication. Lineage: Eukaryota; Metazoa; Chordata; Actinopteri; Syngnathiformes; Syngnathidae. The record is from RefSeq and is a predicted model, not a curated record. Gene Ontology annotation, molecular function: DNA binding; DNA-directed DNA polymerase activity; nucleotide binding.
UCUGUUGGUACAAUCAAACGUUGAAAUAUUGAACGAUGAAGAAAUACAGGUGAUGGUCCAGGUGAUACAUAACCCUCGAGGUGGUGUAAGAAGAAAAAUCGAAACCCUUUUGGAACAUGAAAUCCGCAGAAAAAAAGCUCGUUAUCUUUACAAUCCAUUAAACUCGAAUAAUCAACUAUGUUUUGCCAUUAGCCUAGCAAGUCUGUUACAUCCUGAAUUUACAGAUAGCCAGGCUGUGGCGGAGGCUGAAAAAAUACAGAGAAAAGCGGGCUUAGACGAACAGACUUCCGUCACUUUCAGUCAUAUUCGUGAAUUUGAAAAAGUGGUACGUCGUAAAAUUGUCAUACUGUACAGAGAAGAGGGCCAACGACCCCUCUCACGGUUCGAGACGGAUUACCCCAAAUCAGAAAAUCCGUUGUAUCUGUAUUUAUCUCAGAAUCAUUACAGCGGUAUCAUUAACAUUAAAGGUUUUUUGUCAAAACCGUACGUUUGUCACUACUGUUACCAAGGGUACGACAAACCCAACAGACACAAAUGCGACGGCUAUUGCUUGGUCUGUACACAAAACGGGUGUGUAAAAAUAGAGGGGAAAACUGUGCUUUGCAGGGAUUGCAACAUGUGGUGUCGUUCUCCUGUAUGUCUCCUCAGACACAGGGUAAAACACCGGGUUAUGGAAAAACUCGUCAGCAACUGCGAUCGGCGAAAGAAAUGCCUUAAAUGCAACCUAUUUUACGAUGUACCUGUGGCUACAGGUAUCGCUAAACACACGUGCCCUAAGUUAAAAUGUCAAAUAUGUAAAGAAGAGCUACCUCGCAGUGACUCAGAGACACCUGAAACACGACAUCUUUGCUAUAUACAACCCCAACCACGUGAAGUAAACCACAAUGAUAAUAUCAUAUUCUAUGAUUUUGAGACGUUUGUCGAUGACAAUCACACUCACAUUCCCUUUCUAGUCUGUACCAAGACGCUGCAAGGAGAAGAGUGGUGUGCUUUUGGACUGGAUUGUGUUACAGUUUUCCUCAAUCAUUUCAGGAAACCUCGGUAUCUUAAAUCUACAUUUAUAGCCCACAAUUCGAGAGGAUUUGACGGUUACUUGAUUCUGAGAGGCAUGGUACAGCUGGGUAUAGCACCCUUAAUUAUCAUGCAGGGGAGUAAAGUUCUCUGUUUUAAAGACCCUGAUUUUUUGCAAAAAUACAUUGACUCGCUUUCCUUCCUUACCGUGCCGCUUAGCGCUAUGCCAAAAGCGUUAGGACUCGGUGAUUGCUGGUCCAAGGGGUAUUUUCCUCACAAAUUUAGUUCGGAGGAACAUUUAAAUUAUGUCGGAAAAUACCCCGCAAUCAGCAAUUACGGCGUAGAACGCAUGACACCUGUUGAACGCACCAAGUUUGAGACGUGGUAUCAAAAUGAGAAAAGCGAGGUCUUUGAUUUUCAAAAACAAGCGGUACACUACUGUAAAAACGACGUCAAUGUUCUUCGUGAGGGUUGCAUCAAAUUUAGAGCCGAGUUUACGAGCGAGACGGGUGUUGACCCCUUCUCCCGUAUCACCAUAGCCUCGGCCUGCAUGAAGGUGUUUGUGACUAAUUUCCUCGAGCCGCGUUCUCUAGCCAUACCUUCCCCGGAUAACUACCGAGGGUUGUGUAAAAAAUACUCACACACCAGCAUCCAAUGGUUAGAAUGGGAGUCGCAUCGUCGUGGUAUUUUCAUUCAGCAUGCUUUAAACAAAGGCGAAAAACAGAUGGGGGCAUACUUUGUGGAUGGGUUUGCUAUAAUCGGUGGCAAACCAUUCGUCUGGGAAUUUCAGGGGUGUUUUUAUCACGGAUGCCCGACGUGUUUCGAACCCGGUGCUGUAUGCCCUUUGACAAACACACCGUUCGAGGAGUUGCACAAGGCUACCGAGAAAAAAAUGAAAGCGUUAAAGCGUGACCACAAGGUCAACAUCAUCGUCAUCAGAGAGCACGAGUGGAAUGAAAUGAAAAAAUCAAACCCUAGGGUAAUAGACUUUCUCAAAACACGCAAUUACCCCGCACCUCUCAUGCCUCGAGACGCUCUUUAUGGAGGUAGGACAAGCGCCUUUUGCUUGAGGCACACGGCGGGUGAGAACCAGCGUGUAUUGUAUGAGGAUGUCACCUCUCUCUACCCAUACGUCAACAGCGCAUUUCCUUACCCCCUGGGUCAUCCUGUCAUCAUCCACACGGAUUUUGACGAUGUUGGAAACUAUUUCGGUCUGGUCAGAGCCGUUGUUCACCCUCCUCGAGGUCUCUAUUUCCCUGUGCUACCCUACAGAACGGUCAAGGGUAAACUAGUGUUUACACUUUGCCGCACAUGCGCAGAAAACAAUAACCAGCAGGAACCCUGCGAACAUGAUGAGGAAGGAAGGGCAUUGACGGGAGUCUGGGUCACGCUCGAAUUCAACAAAGCUUUACAGUUGGGAUACAGAGUCGGUAAGAUUACGGAGGUGUGGCACUUUGAAGAACGGAGUGAAACCGUUUUUACGGGUUAUGUUCAAACUUUCCUAAAGGGUAAGCAAGAAGCUUCAGGGUAUCCCAAAGAAGCCGUCGAUGCAGAAAGCAGGGAAAAGUACAUUCGUGAAUAUCGUGAAAAUCAGGGAAUACAGCUGGAUGCUGAAAAAAUCGAACCCAACCCUGCCAAGAGACAAAUGUCAAAACUCUGUUUAAACAGCCUUUGGGGAAAGUUUGCGGAGAGGCGCAAUAGAACUCAGACCAUCUUGGUGAGAAAAAGUGAAGUAUUUUUUGACUUUGUAUUUUCAGGAAAAUAUCAGGUUGAAUAUUUUUCCUUUCUCAACGAGCAAAUUGCUAUGGUGCAAUGGCAAUACAGUAAAAGCAGCGUGGUGCUUCCCGGUAACACAAAUAAUGUAUUUGUUGCUGCUUUUACCACCGCUUACGCACGUUUGAAAAUGUACGGUUACCUAGAGGGGUUGCAAGAGAGAGUUCUUUACACAGACACCGAUAGUUUAAUCUACACGGUAAACGAGGGGGAAGUUUCUCUGGAGACGGGGUCCUAUCUAGGCGAUUUGACGGAUGAGUUGGGAGGAGACAGCAUUCACGAAUUCGCCUCCGCCGGUCCAAAGAGUUAUGCCUACCAAACCCUGCAGGGUAAAAAAACUGUGCUGCGUGCCAAAGGAAUCACUCAAACCCGCGAGUGUUGUGAGAGGGUCAACUUUGACAGCGUUAAAGAUUUGGUGGAGGGCUAUCUGGAGGAAGACAAAACAGGUGCGAUCUACACCCCUCAUCACCAAAUUGUUCGUGAUAAAAGGGGGUUCCUUUUAAAUAACUCGUCUUUCGAAAAAAAGUUUCGAGUGGUGUAUGACAAAAGACGUCUCUUUCCCGACGGGAAAACUUUACCUUUCGGGUAUUAGAGAGGAAAUGGAAAAAAUGGAACGAGUAGACUUUGAUCCCAGAUUUCAUACACCUUUUUCAUGCCUGGUUGUAGGACCUAGUGGUUGCGGAAAUACUUUUUUUGUAAAAUGUGUAUUGGAAAAUUGUGAACACGUCAUGAAUUCUGUACCCGACAACAUUGUGUGGAUUUAUACAUCUUUCCAACCCAUGUAUGCUGAAUUAAAAAAGAUGAAUAAAAAAAUAAAAUUUGUUGAA